ACCUACCGCCAGCAUGUUAACGUAAUGAGCAGUGUUGAUUGGCCGGUUCACACGCAUGCGUAACCGGAAGUUGUUUCCUGAGAAGCGCGUUGCAUUUACCAUGUGCAUUUAAUCAGGUUAACGAAUAGAUUUUAAACUUUUUAAACUUUUUUGGAGUUUUAUAUAAAAUAAUAUUUUACCUCUAGCGCGUUAUUAUUUACCUGUAAAACUGCAAUUUCUCACUGUGAACAAUGUAUCGUAUCUUGCGUUCGAAAUGGUUUGCAUCCGGCGUGUCCUUGACAGCUGGAGCGGGCAUGGGGGCUUUCAUAAUGGCAGCGUACACAGAUAGCUUGAACAAAAAACAAAACUCGAUUCAUGAUCUUCUCGGUCGAGUUCCCGUUAUUCCUAUCCCUAGUGUUGAGGCGGCCACUGAUUUGAUUCCGUUUCAGUCAGGGCAUGUUGGAACUUCUAGGGCCACAGCAGUGAUGAAAUACGGCUUCCCUUCCCUUUCCAACGUCAAAUCGAGGGAGUCCUACGUUAUGUCUUAUGAUCCCAGGAACAAGACUGCCCUUUGGGUUAUCGAACAGCUUAACAAUAACAGCAUACACGGUACGUCUGACAGAAAAUAUUGCGAAUUCAAAGAGGAUGAUUCAGUGCACGUUUACCACAGGGCAACAAACCCAGAUUAUAAAGGAAGCGGUUUCGACAGGGGCCACCUUGCUGCAGCUGCAAACCAUAAAUGGAGCCAAAAAGCAAUGGAUGAGACAUUUUACCUAAGUAAUGUUUCACCACAGAAUCCACACUUGAACCAAAAUGCAUGGAACAACCUAGAAAAGUACUGUCGCUCACUUACUAAACUCUACCUGAAUGUGUUUGUGUGCACUGGACCUCUAUACUUGCCCAGACAGGAGCCUGAUGGAAAGAUGUAUGUGAAGUAUCAAGUUUUGGGGAAGAACCAUGUUGCCGUACCAACCCACUUCUUCAAAGUGGUGAUCCUGGAGAAGCAGAACGGUGAAGUGGAGCUGCGGUCCUAUGUAAUGCCCAACAUGCCCGUGGAUGAACAUAUACCUCUGGAACGUUUCCUGGUGCCAGUGGAGAGUAUCGAGAGAGCUUCGGGACUCCUUUUUGUGCCUAAUAUCAUGAAGAGAACAAAUAGCUUGCGUACAAUAACUGCAGGGGGCAAGUGAGGUUUAUCAACCAGCUGUCACUGAAGAGCAUUUGUUUCUGCAGUGUUGCAGUCUUUGUGUAGUAAAAAAAAAAAAAAAAAGGUGAGUAAUCUAAUAAUAUAUGGAUAUACUGUGGUCUUUGACAGACCAUUGACUUGACCCCACUCAAUAAAAGACUUGUCCUCCAGG
This is a messenger RNA of Paramormyrops kingsleyae, 1334 nucleotides long. RefSeq names its product endonuclease G (gene endog). Gene Ontology annotation, molecular function: nucleic acid binding; RNA endonuclease activity; metal ion binding. NCBI's taxonomy places the organism in Eukaryota, Metazoa, Chordata, Actinopteri, Osteoglossiformes, Mormyridae. Gene Ontology annotation, cellular component: mitochondrial inner membrane; nucleus. Gene Ontology annotation, biological process: apoptotic DNA fragmentation. The record is from RefSeq and is a predicted model, not a curated record.